CGGCUCGAGUGUUGCUGUAGUUCGUCUUUUCAGAGAGCUAAACCUGUGUGUGUAAACUUUCUUAAUUCAUCAAUCAAAACAAAUCCUACUUUCCUAGAUGAGCGAAUUUUUUUAUGGUGUUUGCGAGGAAGACCUGGAUGGCAGUAAAGGAUUCAAAGGUAUACUGGUGCUGCGUGAGAUUUUUCAAGUAAUUUUUGACGAGGGUAGUUAACGCGUGUACAUUACCCAAAGACUUAAAUUUUCUUGGGUUUAUCAAUUGGUUACGGGCAAGAAAUCAAGGAAUUGCAGUAUACUAUUUGAUCGUUUGAAGUUCAAAAAGGAAGUCUGGACAACAAAUGAAGGACGAAGGGGUUACAAAUUCACUGAUGGCCACCAACAGUGAGAGCUGCUUCGCGUCUCGCGGAUCCAUUUUUGCCAUUGUCGAUAACAUUCACUGGGCGAUCGCCAGCGCCAAACACAACAAAGCUUAUGUCCUUCGAUUUGUGCCAGUACUUAAGCAGAUUACAAAAGUUUUGAACGGAGCAGAUGUGAAAUUCAUACGCCAAGCCGAAUUCUACAGCGAUCUGAAAGAAACCCUACACAAGAUUGAAGACCACGUUAAGGAAAGUUCAACUCGUGGAAAAUGGAUGAAUAGGUUGAUGGCCAAGAAGAAUCAAAAGAGUUUCAAUGAAUUUGAGAAGCAUGUGGAUGAUCUCAUAACACGAAUCGUUUUUUCGUUCGCCCAGCGAGUUCAGCAGCAGAACAUGGCUCGGCAAAAGAAGAAACCGUUGCCAGAGAUACCGGAAGAAGAUGAGUUGGGCAAAUGCAAGAUGGACGUGGAACGUGCUUGUCCGUUAGCAACAAAUGAUGAUACUCCAGGGGAGGGAGUAUCUUUGGCAAGUCAAGAAGAUGACGUGACUGGCGAAAGAUAAAUGUUCAGCUUUAUUUUUAUCUUCUAUGACUCAAAUGCUCGAAAACAUACGUGAACAGUUGAAAACAGCGCCUGUUAAGUGAAAUGAGCUUUCAUUUUGAAGCUACAACUUAUUCAAAGUUGGUUCAAACAAUCGUGGGAACACACAAACAAGCACUUGAUUGUUACUCCUUUGUUAUCCCCAUCUUUACUAGAACUUUUAGACGCAAAGCUAUUGUUUUAAAAAUAUGUACUUUAUUAAUUAACUUUGAGCCUUUUUAAGUUCCAAGGUCUUUCAAUGAAUUGUUUAUUUAGCUCUGUAUAUGGAUUGGGAAAUAUGGAACACGGUUCCUAUCAAAAGCAUAAAAUACAUAUUUGUGAUCAUUAUUUAUCAGUAAUUUAAUGAUAAUUUUGUAUUUGUUCAGACUUCCUUGCCUACAUUGGGUUGCAUUAGAUUUAGGUGAUGGAAAGCCUAAAAAGUUUGUUUCUCUUUUUUAUCACAAGUGAUGAUACAUACAGUAGAACUCCAAUUACUUGCACCCUUAAGACAAACAAAAAAAAAUGAUUAAGUUAGAGAAGUUUGAGUUUUAGGGGUUGGUAUCCUGUUGAUUACCAACAAGGAAUUAUAUUUCUACCAUUUGCCAUUUCUGUACAUUAAGUUUGUUGUCUUUUUUUUUAAAGAAUCUUUAGUUUGGAAAGUUAAGCUGAAUGUUUUGUGUUUAAAUAACUUAUAUUUCAUUUGUAUUAAUUGGGAUUAAGGAUUAGGACUUGUAAAUGAGCUAUGCUCUGACACUUUGACAUUAUAAACCUACUUUUUCUUUUAGGGUCAAGUUACAAGGGUAAUUUUGAAUCUAGGGUAAGUAAAAUUAGUUUAAGGUAAAAGGGAGUUCAAGGUAACCAAGUUAGAGUUAAGCUGAUAGUAAAUGACUGAAAAAUGGGUUCAAAUCCAAGGAAAAUCACAUCUUGUUUGAGUUAAAAAGGUAUCAACUUAGGAAGGUUCAAGAUAGCAAUGUAUUACUGUAUUUCUUGUUGAAAAUUAAAGGCUGGUCAAUUCUUGUUG
Pocillopora verrucosa is the source of this 1949-nucleotide messenger RNA. RefSeq lists its product as uncharacterized. NCBI's taxonomy places the organism in Eukaryota, Metazoa, Cnidaria, Anthozoa, Scleractinia, Pocilloporidae. Gene Ontology annotation, biological process: cell surface receptor signaling pathway. The record is from RefSeq and is a predicted model, not a curated record.